AAAACCAUAAUGCCACAGAAUAGAACUGAAAAAAUGUUUGUCUUUCAUGUAAAAUUUUUAAAACGUGAAGUCCUUCUUGUAGAAUUUCCCUAAUUUUAAUUUAAUAUUUCUACAUUAAGUUAUCUUAUCCAACAACUCGAAACCUUCGUUAGUUUUUACCUUUAUCUUUUACGAGAACCUUUUUCAAGUGUUAUACCUUAACCAACACAAAACUAUAAAUAAAAUUGACUUGUUGAAACUCUAUUAGUCUCCAAAACAACUCCGAUUGUUCACUCAUCCAAUAACCACCAUGUCGGACUCUUUUUCACCACCACCGCCGCCGGAAUUCCCGCCGGUAGAUCCAACCACCUUCGACCUAACAAUAAUCGGCACCGGACUUUCUCAAUCCAUCAUCGCCGCCGCCGCCUCCACCGCCGGAAAAUCCGUCCUCCAUCUCGACCCCAACCCCUUCUAUGGCUCCCAUUUCUCCUCUCUCUCUCCUCCCGAACUCUCCUCUCACCUUCUCUCUCCUCCCCUUCAACCUCAAACUCCUCCCAUUUCGGAAGAAUACGACGUCGUUUCUCUCUCCUCAAAGUCUCUGUACUCCGAUGUUGAGAUCCCUCCUUUUCCGGCGGAAUUGGGUGAUUGUAUUCGUAGAUUUUGUUUCGAUGUUUCGGGUCCUAGGGUUUUAUUUUGUGCUGAUUCCGCCAUUGAUUUGUUGUUGAAAUCUGGGGUCAAUAAUUAUUUGGAAUUCAAGGGUGUUGAUGCUAGUUUGAUCUAUGAUGGUGAGAAGAAGGGGUUUUCGAGUGUUCCGGGUUCGAGGGCUGCCAUUUUUAAGGAUAAGAGCUUGAGUUUGAUCGAGAAGCGAACAUUAAUGGAGUUUUUUAAGCUUGUUCAGAAGCAUAUGGGUGGGGAGAGUGAAGAUGUUAUUUCUGAGGAGGAUUUGGAGAGUCCUUUUAUUGAUUUCUUGAAUAAGUUUCGGUUGAAUAACAAUCCUUUGAAUCAGAAGAUUAAAUGGAUUAUCUUGUACGCCAUAGCACUUGCAGAUUACGACCAAGAAAAUUUAGAAGUCUGCAAAGAUCUGCUCAAGACAAAGGAUGGGAUUAAUCGUUUGGCUCUGUAUCACUCGUCGAUUGGAAGAUUCCCAAAUGCCCCAGGUGCUAUGUUAUAUCCUAUGUAUGGCCAAGGAGAGUUGCCACAAGCUUUCUGCCGUCGUGCUGCUGUCAAAGGAUGCAUAUAUGUACUGAGAAUGCCAGUAACAGCUUUGCUUGCAGAUAAGGGUAGUGGUCUUUAUAAAGGUGUUAGAUUGGCUUCUGGUCAGGAUAUCUUGAGUCAGCAAUUGCUUAUUGACCCACAAUUUGUAGUUCCUCAAGCUUUGACUUUGUCUAAGCCGGAUGGUUUACAAGGAAGUUCUCAAAAUUUCAUCCCAAGAGGUAUAAAAAAGGUGGCUAGGGGAAUAUGUAUUACUAGAACAUCAUUGAAGUCGGAUGCUUCAAACCUUGCAAUAGUAUAUCCUCCCAGAUCUUUGUACGCUGAGCAGGCAACAUCUGUUCGGGUUCUCCAACUGGGCAGCAAUUCAGCAGUGUGCCCCGUGGGCAUGUUUGUCUUGCACCUCUCUGCUUUGUGUGAUGAUGCCAGCCAAGGGAAGAAAAUUUUAAAUGCUGCAAUUAAUACUUUAUUCGAGCAACCUACAUCCGGAAGCUCCAAGUUAAAGGCUCCAGAAAUUCCUGAAGAUAAGUUAGUAGAUCAGAGUGCAGUUACAGAAGAGGAAAAACCAGCAUUGGUGUGGACUGCCUUAUAUGUCCAGGAAAUUACAGAGGAAUCAGUGUCUACUAUCAGCAGCAGUCCCUCUCCUGAUGGAAAUUUAAGUUAUAAUAACCUUAUUGACACUACAAAGAAGAUGUUUGAACAAAUGUUCAAUGGCGAAGAAUAUUUCCCAGAAGAAGCCUCUCCUGAGGAUCCUGACAACGUCGAAGACCUUGGUCCUGAAUAGUGGAUAACCAUAUGAGAAAACUAAACACAGUUGUUAAAGUGCAUGACUAAAGGAAUUUUAUUGUUUAUGAAUUAUAAGGAAAUUUGCUUGACCACAUUGUUCAAACCAUUCCCAUAUUCUACCAAUUCUGGUGUGUUGUCAUCUUAAUAUACUUUGCGCUAUUGCCAGGAAGAACAGUGGAACACUAUGAUGUUGGCUUUGAAGUUCAAAAUCAUUAAUGACAUACCAAGGAGUAAUCUUUUAGCUUUGUAAAGAGAGAAAAGCUCAAGUAUCAAGCAACCGUAGUUACCCACAUCAUUCAUGUUUUCCGGCGACUUCUUCUCCGGCCAGGGAAUUGCUAGUUUACCCUCUUCUAUGGCUAGGGAAUUGCUAGUUUAGUACUCCGUAGUUUUUUCUUAUUUAAUUUUUAUAGACUUUUUAUUUACUUACUUAUUUAUUUUGAGUUAAUAAUUCAUAAUGUUAAUUUCAA
This is a messenger RNA of Chenopodium quinoa (quinoa), 2441 nucleotides long. RefSeq names its product rab escort protein 1-like. The transcript has 9 exons. The record is from RefSeq and is a predicted model, not a curated record. Lineage: Eukaryota; Viridiplantae; Streptophyta; Magnoliopsida; Caryophyllales; Amaranthaceae. Gene Ontology annotation, cellular component: nucleus; cytoplasm; Rab-protein geranylgeranyltransferase complex. Gene Ontology annotation, molecular function: GDP-dissociation inhibitor activity. Gene Ontology annotation, biological process: intracellular protein transport; protein geranylgeranylation; small GTPase-mediated signal transduction. The coding region runs from base 290 to 1972 and encodes 560 amino acids.